UAGACCAGGUUGCUCCAAGCCCCAUCCAACCUGGCCUUGAACACUGCCAGGGAUGAGGCAGCCACAGCUUCUCUGGACAGCCUGUGCCAGGGCCUCACCACCCUCACAGGAAAUAAUUUCUUCCUUAUAUCUAAUCUAAAUCUUCCCUAAUGAACAUUCAUAAUGUAUCCUAACAAACAGCUCCCAAGGUGGUAACAGAAGGGUUAGGGCACCCAAGGUGGCACAGAAGUGUUUGUGUUUCCUCACCAAAGUGGAUAGAUUCUCCGUGUUGUCUUGGACUUUCACCCUUUUAUCUGCUUCAUUGCAGGCGCUGGUGACUGGAAUCCUCUGGGUCUUUGAUGCACUAACACACCACCAACGGGAGGCCCCUCUGCUUGACAGGCAGAUUUUGUUCAUACCUAAAGAUUUUAGUAGGUAGUGAUCAGUACUUUAUAGCCUGUUCUUCCAUGAUGAAGGCCUUGGAGGAUCAAGUAGUCCAAGAAGAACCAGGAUACCAGGAUGAUGAGGAAUCCUUUUUCCAGGAUAUUGACCUGCUACAGAAGCAUGGAAUUAACGUAGCAGAUAUUAAGAAACUGAAGUCAGUUGGGAUCUGCACGAUCAAAGGAAUCCAGAUGACCACAAGACGGGCACUAUGCAAUGUAAAAGGGCUUUCGGAGGCCAAAGUGGACAAGAUUAAAGAAGCCGCAAACAAGCUUAUUGAACCAGGCUUCCUGACUGCCUCUGAGUACAGUGAAAAACGGAAGAUGGUAUUUCAUAUUACUACUGGCAGCCAGGAAUUUGAUAAACUCCUGGGUGGUGGGAUUGAAAGUAUGGCAAUCACCGAAGCCUUUGGAGAGUUCCGGACAGGCAAAACCCAACUAGCUCACACCCUUUGUGUUCUAUUUUGGAAUGGAGUUUUAUUAUUUUCAGAACAUGGUUUGUAUAAAAAGAAAUCCUUAACUUUGACUAACACCAGCAGACCAGACCGUCUCCGUGACAUUGCUGAUCGCUUCAGUCUUGACCAUGAUGCAGUACUGGACAAUGUGUUGUAUGCACGUGCAUACACUAGUGAACAUCAGAUGGAACUGCUUGACUAUGUAGCAGCCAAGUUCCAUGAGGAAGCUGAUAUUUUCAAGCUACUGAUCAUUGACUCCAUAAUGGCACUUUUCCGUGUGGAUUUCAGUGGUCGUGGGGAGUUGGCUGAACGACAACAGAAACUCGCUCAGAUGCUGUCAAGGCUCCAAAAAAUAUCAGAAGAAUAUAACGUGGCCGUGUUUGUGACCAACCAGAUGACUGCUGAUCCAGGAGCAACGAUGACCUUUCAGGCAGACCCAAAAAAGCCCAUUGGGGGCCAUAUCCUUGCUCAUGCUUCGACCACCAGGAUUAGCUUGAGAAAAGGGAGAGGGGAGCUGCGUAUUGCAAAGAUAUACGACAGCCCUGAGAUGCCUGAAAACGAAGCCACGUUUGCAAUAACUGCUGGAGGGGUUGGGGAUGCCAAAGAAUAGGCAGAAAAAAUGAUGUAAAUGUACAGCUGAAAACAACAUGGGUAACUGUGAUGAAGAUCUGUGUGAGGUCACCAACUGCCUGGCUGCAUUUUGAGAACCAACUGGGAUGAAUUUUGUACAGUUCAGUUUUAUUGAUCCUAAUAAGAUUUGGUUCAGUUUGGGUCUUUGUUUUACAACUGAACUCAGCAAACAAAGCUUUUAAGAAAUAAGCUUGUGAAUUGUUCAAAGAAGCCUUUUCUUACAUUUUGUGAAAAUCAAAGCUGUCCUUUCAUAUAAAAUUAAAAUACACUUUUUUAGUUUCUUUCAAAGAAAGUGGUUAUGUGGUAAAAUUUAAUAGUGUGAAAUGGAACAGAAUUGGAAUAAACUCAGUUAUAAAACUGAUAUAAAUAGAUGAAAAAAGCAGUGGCAGGAGCAACAGCCCAAGAACUUGGUGGACCCUCACAUACCAUACACGAACAUGUUGCUUCAAAAAUAUGUUUUCAAGCAUUUUUAUCUUGACUAGAUAAGUUUGUAUUUUUAUUUAGCAUUCUCUACUUUUCGGAAAGAAUGUUUUCAAACUGUUCAUCUUAAAGUUAAAAAUAAAGAUUACGAACCACA
Molecule: messenger RNA, 2081 nt
Organism: Pezoporus occidentalis (night parrot)
Lineage: Eukaryota; Metazoa; Chordata; Aves; Psittaciformes; Psittacidae
Gene: DMC1
Product: DNA meiotic recombinase 1
Exons: 13
Coding region: 447-1484 (345 amino acids)
Biological process (GO): DNA repair; mitotic recombination; DNA strand invasion
Cellular component (GO): nucleus; condensed nuclear chromosome
Molecular function (GO): ATP-dependent DNA damage sensor activity; single-stranded DNA binding; ATP binding
Source: RefSeq, a predicted model, not a curated record